CAAACAGUCAGCUUGACACAUGAGUGCUCAGCCUAGCACGCACACAAACACACAUACAAACACACACACAAAAGCAUAGAUAAGUAUGUAAGUAUACAGACAUAUGCAUCACACCCCAGCCUAAAAUCCUUUUGGAAAUCACCGAAAGAUGCUACAGAGGGAAUAGAGAAAAGGCCCAGACUGUGCGAGUGUUGACACAUAAUUCAGGGCGCCUGAAGUGAGGAGACAAGUUGUUCGGCUGGUUUGUCAGACUCAGACCCACUGGUCGUCCAGCUCUCCAGUCAUCGGCAGCAGGUGGGGCAGUACUGACAUCCACCAAACAUCAUGGACCAGGAGGAAGACAAAAACUCUGUGGAUUUCCAUGACAACCCUCCAGCUCCUGACAACGUAGUUAGAGAGGACGGAGACACAGUCUAUUUCAUAUAUGACGAGGAGGUGGAGGUGGAGGAGAAGGAACCAGAACCUCCUCCUCCUGUUGUCCGAAUCAACGACAAACCCCACAAGUUCAAGGACCACUACUGCAAAAAACCCAAGUUCUGUGACGUCUGUGCUCGCAUGAUAGUCUUGAACAACAAGUUUGCUCUGAGGUGUAAAAACUGCAAGACCAACAUCCACCACUCAUGUCAGUCCUAUGUCGAGUUCCAGAAGUGCUUUGGCAAAAUUCCACCUGGCUUCAGACGGGCCUACAGCUCCCCGCUGUACAGCAGUGAUAUACCAGAUCCAAACAACCCGAACCGGAAUGACCCAGUCUUCGACACCCUGCGUGUCGGUGUCAUCAUGGCAAAUAAGGAGCGCAAAAAGAAUGAAAAUGACAAGAAAAAUCUGAUGGUGAUGAUGGAGGAAGAAGAAGAGGAAAACCAACGACCCAAAGAGAACGAGGAGGGAGGAGAAGGGAAGCCUGAUGAUAAGAAGGAGAAAGGAGGAGACAAAGCAGAUGACAAAAGUAAAGGUACAUUCUCCCAGACCCACUAUUACCUGGCUCUCUACCGCUUCAAGGCCAUAGAGAAAGACGAUCUUGACUUCCACCCUGGUGAUCGUAUCACAGUACUGGAUGACUCCAAUGAAGAGUGGUGGAGGGGAAAGAUGGGGGACAAGUCGGGCUACUUCCCCACCAACUACCUCAUAAAAGUGCGUGCAUCAGAAAGAGUUUUUAAGGUGUUACGUUCCUUCGUAGGGAACAGAGAGAUGGGACAAAUCACACUCAAGAAAGAUCAGAUUGUGGUGAAGAAAGGAGACGAGAAAGGCGGCUACUUGAAGGUCAGCACUGGACGCAAGCUGGGCUACUUCCCUGCUGAUCUGCUGGAGGAGAUCACUGUGACAUAAAAAGCACAACAUGCAAUGAAAGAGCCUGCAACACACUUUAAACAGGGGAAAAGAUUGGAGACAUCACUGUUCAGAAGAUCCUCCUGAUCUUUUCUAUAUUUGUUACCCAAAACAAAAUAUCAAAAUGAGCUCUUUUUGUGUCUGUCACAGCAGAAAUGUAUUUCCUGUGAUGUAUCUGUGACUUUGACACAAAGUGAAGCAUGAGAAAGGAGAGAAUAAUGAUUCAUACGUACAUUAAAAUAUUUGUAAGAGGCAAUCA
Perca flavescens (yellow perch) is the source of this 1582-nucleotide messenger RNA. RefSeq names its product SH3 and cysteine rich domain 3 (gene stac3). The transcript is spliced from 13 exons. Lineage: Eukaryota; Metazoa; Chordata; Actinopteri; Perciformes; Percidae. Bases 325 to 1323 code for a protein of 332 amino acids. The record is from RefSeq and is a predicted model, not a curated record. Gene Ontology annotation, biological process: positive regulation of protein localization to plasma membrane; positive regulation of voltage-gated calcium channel activity; skeletal muscle contraction. Gene Ontology annotation, molecular function: protein binding.